CUAAUAUCUUGUUAGACACAGCUGGGGAGAGUCGCGCCCAACUAAGUUAAAAAAAUAUUUCCAAGGAUAUAUCAUUUGUGCACACCACAGUUUCCUGCUGAUCUUCUGACAUGAAGCUCAAUUUUCUUAUCACGACCGUGGUUCUGCUCGUUGCCUUUCUGCCACGAUAUGAAUGUAGAGCUAUCGAUGGCUCUAGCCAGCAGGUCGCGGAGCUGGACCCACCGCAGCAGACGCAGCCGAUCUUAGCAAGACUGGGAGCGGAGUACUUCAUCCGACUUGGUAACAAAAACAAGAACAACCACCGAGCUCCGUCUGACAUGCACCUUGAUUCAUCUUUGGCAGUGUCCAAAAGAGCACUUCAGCUGCAGCUGACGCAGCGUUUGUUGGAAGGUAAAGUUGGCAACAUCGGCCGCUUCGUCAGUUACGCGCACCAGCCUGACGACUCGACCGACAGAGAGCGGCGGUCCGAAGAGCCGCCGAUUUCUUUGGAUCUGACGUUCCAUCUGCUUCGAGAAGUACUGGAAAUGGCUCGAGCCGAACAAUUAGCCCAGCAAGCCCAUAGUAACAGGAAAAUGAUGGAAAUUUUUGGGAAGUAAGCGUAACAAAUUGACCUGCCAAAGAAAUUUUUACAUUUAGCACAAAACGUAACAUUCUGUACCAUAGCGCUGCUUUUCCAUCCUUAUUUAUUUAUAAUUGUAUUUAUUUAUUUGUAGUUUUAAACGAGAAAGUAAUGGGAGAAUGAAUAUGGACGGUAUCAAGUAGGGAAUUAAAAGUGCGAAAUUGUCAUCACUUUCCGUAAUUGUAUAAGUGCUAAAUCAAAUCUGUAGCAUAAAUACAAUGGUAUAUUCAUUUUCUUUAAAUAAAAAGAAGGUAUUUUCUGAGUACUGUACCGAGAAACUGAUAUUUUAUCUGAUAGACUAUCCAGUUUCAUUGUACAUUAUACAGUACAUUGUUUAAGUUUGUUAAUAAACUAAUGAGCAAACAGCAGUUUUCUUUUGUGCAGGAGAAUGUCUUAUAUUUAUAUUUUUCAAUAAAACAUUAAAAGAGA
Molecule: messenger RNA, 1048 nt
Organism: Electrophorus electricus (electric eel)
Lineage: Eukaryota; Metazoa; Chordata; Actinopteri; Gymnotiformes; Gymnotidae
Gene: crhb
Product: corticotropin releasing hormone b
Cellular component (GO): extracellular region
Molecular function (GO): hormone activity
Source: RefSeq, a predicted model, not a curated record